UUUAUCAAAUCAUGUGACAUUUACCACGUGGAUCUUUGGCGGGAAAAAAUCUCAUUGUUGUAUACAUUCAUUGCAAGAAACGUUCAGGAAGUCAUGGAUGUUGCAGAGCAGGCAGUCGUAACAAAUCAAGUUAAAGAUCAGAUUGGAGAAAGAUGCCAAAAACUCUUUCAAGACUUUCUAGAGGAAUUUCAAGUUGACGACCAACAGAAGUAUUUAUCAGAAGUUCAGGAAUUAAUAAGACCUGAAAGAAACACAUUAACUGUUAGUUAUGAAGAUGUGGAGAAGUUUAAUCAACAAUUGGCUGUUACAAUACUUGAAGAAUAUUACAGAGUUUACCCAUAUUUGUGCAGAGCAGUGAGAAAUUAUGCCAAGGAUUGGGGACAAAUUCCACCUGCAAAAGAGUUUUACGUUAGUUUCACAGAUGUGCCUACCAGACUUAAAGUGAGAGAACUGACAACAGCAAAGAUAGGAACAUUGUUAAAAAUAACUGGUCAAGUUGUACGAACCCACCCUGUCCAUCCAGAGCUGGUCAGUGGAACUUUCAUGUGCCUAGAUUGCAGAACUAUUAUAAAAGAUGUGGAACAACAAUUUAAAUAUACACAGCCUUCUAUUUGUCGAAAUCCAGUCUGUAAUAACCGGUCAAGGUUCAUGCUUGAUGUAAACAAGUCAAAGUUUGUGGACUUCCAGAAAGUGAGAAUACAGGAAACCCAGGCUGAGUUACCAAGAGGGAGUAUUCCUAGGAGUGUUGAAAUUGUCCUUAGAGCUGAAGCAGUGGAAACAGCACAGGCUGGGGACAAGUCAGAUUUCACAGGAACACUUAUUGUAAUACCAGAUGUAGCUACAAUGGCUGCUCCAGGUGCCAGAGCAGAGACCUCAUCCAGAGUGAAGGGUGCAUCAGGAUAUGACACAGAAGGAGUCAGAGGAUUAAAGGCAUUAGGAGUCAGAGAUUUAACAUACAAAAUGGCUUUCUUAGCCUGUAAUGUGUCGUCCAGUAACCCAAGGUUUGGUGGACGAGACAUGAGAGAUGAAGAAAUGACUGCAGAAACUAUAAAGAAACAAAUGACAGAUGAAGAAUGGCAGAAAGUUUAUGAAAUGAGUUUAGAUAAAAGUUUAUAUACUAAUCUAUGUACCAGUUUGUUUCCUACUAUACAUGGAAGUGAUGAAAUCAAAAGGGGAAUUUUACUUAUGUUAUUUGGAGGUGUUCCCAAAAAAACCUUGGAAGGGACAAGUCUGCGUGGUGAUGUAAACAUUUGUAUUGUUGGUGAUCCAAGUACUGCUAAGAGCCAGUUCCUCAAGCAGGUGGAGGAGUUUAGUCCAAGAGCUGUUUACACCAGUGGAAAGGCCAGUAGUGCUGCAGGUUUGACUGCAGCAGUUGUUAAAGAUGAAGAGUCUUAUGAGUUUGUGAUAGAAGCAGGUGCCCUUAUGUUGGCUGAUAAUGGUGUGUGUUGUAUUGAUGAGUUUGAUAAGAUGGACCCUAAAGAUCAGGUGGCUAUACAUGAAGCCAUGGAACAACAGACCAUCUCAAUUACAAAAGCUGGAGUCAAGGCUACAUUGAAUGCCAGGACCUCUGUAUUGGCAGCUGCUAAUCCUAUUGGUAGUAGAUAUGACCGGUCAAAGUCACUGAAGCAGAACAUUUCCUUAACAGCACCAAUUAUGUCUCGAUUUGAUCUCUUCUUUAUUCUUGUUGAUGAAUGUAAUGAGGUUGUAGACUAUGCUAUUGCCAGAAGAAUUGUUGAUCUCCACAGUCGAGUAGAUGAAUCUGUUGAAAGAGUUUAUUCUGUCGAAGAUAUUACAAGAUACAUCAUGUUUGCCAGACAGUUUAAACCAAAGAUAAGUAAAGAUGCUCAAGAAUACAUGAUUGAAGAAUAUAAACGUUUAAGACAGCGUGACAGCACAGGAGCAGCAAAGUCAGCUUGGAGGAUAACCGUGAGACAGUUAGAAAGUAUGAUACGUUUAUCAGAGGGCAUGGCAAGACUCCAUUGUCAAGAUGAGGUUCAACCAAAGCAUGUUAAAGAAGCUUUUCGUCUUCUGAACAAGUCCAUCAUUCGUGUGGAACAGCCAGACAUACAUUUGGAGGAAGAGGAGGAGGAGAAUGAAGAGGAUGUAGAAAUGGAAGAAGCUACACCAACUCCAGCAGAGCAGACACCAGCAGCUCAACCAGAUACUCAGCCAAAGAAGGGACUAAAACUAUCUUAUGAGGACUAUAAACAUCUAGCCAACUUACUGGUGCUUUAUCUACGUAGACAGGAGGAGGAAACAAUGAAUGACGACUCCCAAGGUAUCAGAAGAAGUGGGGUGGUGGAAUGGUAUCUGAGGGAAAUAGAAGCAGACAUAGAUUCAGAGGCAGAACUGAUUGAAAGAAAAACUAUUGUGGAAAAAGUUAUAGACAGACUUGUCCAGCAUGACCAUGUGCUAAUAGAGUUAAAACAGACCGGAUUAAAAACAAGUGAAGGAUUAGUUAGAGAAGAUGAUCCAUUCUUAGUUGUCCAUCCAAAUUAUGUUAUUGAUUCAUGAGAUUGUCCAGUAAAUUGACUUAUUUAUGUUGUAAAAUAAAAUUCAAGAUCACAAAAAAUGAAUUUCAUUGUUUUUUUAAGUGUUUUAAAAGAAGGUUCAUUAGGAUUGAUUUAGACUACAGUAAUUUUGAAAAGUAUAUAAAAAAACAGACUUUUGUUUGGAUUUAUUUAUACAGUGAAAUUAUACAAGGGAAGAUGUGACUUAAAUACUAUAACUAUCCAGUUUACUUCUUGAAAAACUUUUGGCAUCGUCUAUUUAUAUCAAUAUUAUACUGUUAAUUUUUGACUAAGCAAACAUUUGUGAAUAUUUGUAGAAAUAUUCACCAGGGCUUUCACAUUCAUAUAUCUUUUCAUUGUAAGAUUUUUAAAUGAUAAUUAAUUUGAUGUAUAUUGGAGUUAUAUAUUUUUUGUAUAGAAUUUUUUUCUUAUUCAAACAUUUAAUUUUCAUAUGUAUAUAUUCAUCAGCUUGUGUAUAUUCAGGUUAGUGAUUGGUCUACUGUACAGAUUAUAGAUAAUUUUUACAUAAAACAAAUGUUUUGAAAAAAAGUCAAAAUUUAUUAUAUUUGAUGUCAGAAUAUUAAAUUACGUAGGGAAAGAUUCAU
This is a messenger RNA of Mytilus trossulus (common blue mussel), 3115 nucleotides long. RefSeq names its product zygotic DNA replication licensing factor mcm6-like. Lineage: Eukaryota; Metazoa; Mollusca; Bivalvia; Mytilida; Mytilidae. The transcript is spliced from 16 exons. The record is from RefSeq and is a predicted model, not a curated record. The coding region runs from base 94 to 2514 and encodes 806 amino acids. Gene Ontology annotation, biological process: double-strand break repair via break-induced replication; mitotic DNA replication; DNA replication initiation. Gene Ontology annotation, cellular component: MCM complex; nucleus. Gene Ontology annotation, molecular function: single-stranded DNA binding; single-stranded 3'-5' DNA helicase activity; ATP binding.